UUACAACGGCGAUAAACGACAUUCUGUUGUUUCGACGCCCUUCUUUGAGGUGUCCUCGUGGCGACUGUAUUCUGAAUUUAGGAAUUGUAAAUAUUUUCAUUAGAAAAGUUUGAGGCGAGUGUAUAUCUAUAUAUCUGUUAUGUCUAGAACAAAGUUGGUGAAGUUAGGGCCUCAGCGGUCUCAAUUAAACUGCCGAAACCGCAGGCAAGCGAAAGUGCAGAAUACUAAAAAGCGUAAGAAGCGCAUAGUGGUUCCGUGUAAGGGCGCCACAUGGGAAAACCUGAAUCCCGAAAAGAUGAUUGUUAUACGAGAAGAAGAUAAAAAAUAUUUCGGUUUAAGUGGGAUUGGUUUUAGACCAACUGGUUAUAUUGAUAUUGAUUAUGAAGUGGCUAAAUAUCACCAGAAGCUUGUAUGCUCUGGAAGUAGAGUCAAUGCUGCUAUACUUAGUAAUAAGGCUGUGGAACUGUGUUUAAAAGCGGGUUUGCCACUGACUUUGUAUAAUGCAACGUCAGGAUGGAUACAGUAUUUCUUAAAAAGAUGUGCUUGUGUUAGAGCACAUUUGCAGCAGUUACGGUCAAAUGAGGCCUCAUUCACUGAAGACGAAGAAACUGUCCAGACACUAGAAACCCCGCUUUGUAAAUGCUCCAAACCUAAUAUUGUUCCACAACAGCCUGCAUCACUUCUCAAUCUUUUUGCAACACCUGCUUCUCCAGAGCCUACACGCUGCCGGAAUUGUUCCAACGACGAUCUGUCAUCAGACUCCGGAGUGUCUUCCAUGUCUACCUCAACCACUGGUGCAAGUUUUACAGAUGCUGCUGCUUCAUCAGUUGAAUGUGCCAAAUUAUUCAUUCCGGAAAGUGAAGUCAAAUUAUAUCCGGAUGAUUGUGGAUUAGUUCGCACAGACACAGCAGUUUUUCGUAAUCCACGGACAAGAUUACAUAAUAUUCCACGCACUGACUCUUUUGGGCCAAAAAGGCUUCGUUAUGAUUAUUUUUUACCAGAGUACUGUUUUCCAGAACUGUUGCCCUCCGGGGAAGUGAAAAAUUUUGUUGAAAAUUUUAAUCAAUCAUCCAUUGAUCAAGACUAUGACGUUGAUAAUGAAUCAUAUUCUAAUUUAUUUGAUUUGAUACAAAGUGAAUUUUCAUGACAUUUAUUGUUUACAUUUACUUCGGAUUUUAUAGUUUCACUGUGAUUAUAUAUACUUUGCCAAUUGCUUUCA
Messenger RNA from Styela clava, 1219 nucleotides. RefSeq lists its product as uncharacterized. The record is from RefSeq and is a predicted model, not a curated record. Lineage: Eukaryota; Metazoa; Chordata; Ascidiacea; Stolidobranchia; Styelidae.